Poecilia reticulata (guppy) is the source of this 2621-nucleotide messenger RNA. It is a transcript of the gene lpar2b, whose product is annotated as lysophosphatidic acid receptor 2b. Gene Ontology annotation, cellular component: membrane. Gene Ontology annotation, molecular function: lysophosphatidic acid receptor activity. The record is from RefSeq and is a predicted model, not a curated record. NCBI's taxonomy places the organism in Eukaryota, Metazoa, Chordata, Actinopteri, Cyprinodontiformes, Poeciliidae. Gene Ontology annotation, biological process: G protein-coupled receptor signaling pathway.
CACUCAACAGGGGGGACAGCGACAGGCGGAUACGGAGCUCUCAGAUUGGCAGAGGCAGCGCAGAGCUCCAGGUACCGCUCCCUUGUGAAAGAGAACCGGGCUGACAGAGAGCAGCAGCGGCAGCGCAGGAGAGUGCCGCACCCUUUCUGCUCCUCCUUAACGGAUCAAUGCAAGCAGGUUACACGCGCUGAAAACUACCGGAAGAAGCAGGAAAGUGCCAGUGGAGUGCUCAAGAGGCGUUCAGAGCCCUCAGGUGAUCUCAGAUGUAGGUACACUCUGACCUACAUUAGAGUUGAACAACUCCAUGAAAUUUGACCUGGAUGUACCUGAGGGACAGGUCCAUAGACGCAAGGAAAAGACUUUCCUGGUGGUGUUGGAGACGCCUUAGCAAGUGACGGCUUGGAACUUUGGAUCUUUUUAGUCUGCCUUCCAACUCAUGGCAAGCCGACCUCCAACCUGCCAAAGAGCACAGCUGUAAACGCUGCUACAAUCUCUGGGCUCUAUUGCCUGUCGACAAAGCAUCCAUCUUUUUCAAGUCUUCUCUGACGCCAUGUCCAGCACAACUAAUAGCAUUACGUGCCACUAUACCGAAAAUGUGACUUUUUUUUACAAGAAUAGCAAUAAAACGAUUUCUGAUUUAUGGCGCAAACGGGACUAUGCGGUCGUCACUUUGGGGCUGCUUGUUUGCUUCAUAGUUAUCUUUUCAAACCUUUUGGUUAUAUUGGCCAUUUUCAAAAACCGACGCUUUCACUUCCCCAUCUACUACUUGCUGGGUAAUCUGGCUGUUUCAGACUUGUUCUCAGGCCUUGCCUACCUCCACUUGAUGUUUCACACUGGCCCUUGGACCAUAAAGCUAAGUCCGUACCAAUGGUUUGUUCGCCAAGGGCUAGUCGACACCAGCCUCACGGCCUCCGUCCUCAAUCUUCUUGCUGUUGCCAUGGAGCGACACCAGACCAUCUUCAACAUGCAGCUGCACAGCAAGAUGAGCAUGCGGCGAGUUUUCAUCAUCAUAUUUUCCAUCUGGGUGGUGUCGAUUAUUAUGGGCCUUUUUCCCACCAUGGGAUGGAACUGUCUGUGCAACCUGAAGAGUUGCUCCACCAUGGCGCCGCUCUACAGUCGCAGCUUCCUGUUGUUCUGGGCGCUUCUCAACUUGAUUACUUUCUCCAUAAUGGUGGCCAUCUACACCCGGAUCUUUUUUUAUGUGAGGCACAAGAGCAAGCAGAUGUCUGAGCACACAACGCCGACCAGACACAGAGAGACUGUUCUCGGCUUGAUGAAGACCGUUUCAAUGAUCCUAGGCCUCUUCGUGCUCUGCUGGACACCGGGUCUCGUUCUGCUGAUGCUCGAUGGUCUUGAUUGCGAAAGUUGCCAAGUGCUGCACUACGAGAAGUACUUCCUGGUGCUGGCCGAGUGCAAUUCUUUCGUCAACCCCAUCGUCUACUGUUUCAGAGACAAAGAUAUGAGGAAAACCUUCAAGGAGCUUCUGUGCUGCUUGUGCCACCGGGGUCGGGGCCCGUCUGAUAAUGACUUUACCACGCUUGAGGAGUCGAGGCUUCGCACCAUCCGGAAGACGGCGGAGGCCAACGGGUUGCCUCUCAUGAAGCACGUGUCGGAGGAUCACGCCGCCGCUUCAGACGGCUUCAACUGACCCGACCUGAAACGCUCCCUUAACGGUAUCUACCGAUGCUCGAAUCCUUUGAAAGAAGAUGGUGCGCCUCUGACCGGCAGACGGACAUGAAAUCCGAGUGAUUUUAAUACUUCUCUUAAUAGACUUGAACUGUUUCUGAAUGCGAGCUGCACUCCGGUUUUAUCUCGGUCUUCAGAGAAGAAGCUCUCCACAAAUCAGCACCAAGAACAGCAUGGUGGCGUGCAGAAGAAAGGAAAGGACUGUUACCAAGGUGGCCAUUUUUGGAAAAGACCAAUGCAAUGUAAGCCCUGCCACACUGUGUGCGCAAAGGCUGCUACAUCAACUCGUCAACCUCUCUUCCUGUAGCUUAGAAACAUUAUUGCUCAAGUGARAAACGGUAGCUUAAAAGCUGCUAUGAAUUAUGCUUUGUGGGACAUUGAAUACUUACACUCUCACGUUGAUUUCAUAAGUCGGAGCUCAUGUGAAAGAUAACAUUUUUAUCGCAUUGCAAAGAAUCCAGAUAUAAUUGGCCAGUUUAUGAAACACUUUUUUUCCCUCCAUCGUUUCCCGCUUUUCUACCAGAAGGCAGCUAAAUGUUUGCGACGUAGUUUAGAGAUGAUGAUGUCUGUUUGCACCAGAGAUUAUUUUAUAAAGCAAGCCAUUAACUGUAAAUAGUUAACGUCGUAACUUAUCACUUUUUUGUGUGCCUAAAACUGUAUUGAAACCGUCUCGUGCCGUAGCUGUUAUUAAUCUAACAUUGAUCUCGCAGAGGAAGGACUUCCUGACACACUUUCCUUUUUAUUGUUUUUAUUUUACAGCUUCUUAAGAACUGGAUUUGGGUUUUUUUGUUGUUGUUUUUUUUUAAUGUUUUUUUUAUUUUUUAUUUGGGAGAUUUUAUCAGUUGGAAUCAGACUCGCAUAUUUAUCAGAUUAAAAUAUUUUAGGAGCUACAUUUUUAAUUUUGUUUUUAACCUUUUUUUUUUUUAUCCCAAUAA